Messenger RNA from Magallana angulata, 2173 nucleotides. RefSeq names its product multiple epidermal growth factor-like domains protein 10. Gene Ontology annotation, molecular function: scavenger receptor activity. Bases 91 to 726 code for a protein of 211 amino acids. The record is from RefSeq and is a predicted model, not a curated record. The transcript is spliced from 5 exons. Lineage: Eukaryota; Metazoa; Mollusca; Bivalvia; Ostreida; Ostreidae.
AACCAUGUCGGAUGUUUUCAACAUCAAGGUUGUCCUGUUGGUCUCCUUAGAAGCAAUAGUUCGGCACCUUGUAAAUAUCCAUAUUAUGGGAUGCAAUGCAGUCACCAGUGUAAUUGUUCUGAGGAGUAUUGCAACCAUGUCAUAGGAUGUGUCCAUCAACAAGGCUGUCCUGCUGGAUUCUAUGGGAGAAAAUGUGCAGCCUGCAGAUAUCCAAACUAUGGUGAACGAUGUCAGCAAAGGUGCAACUGCCCUAAAGAAUUUUGCGAUCACAUCGAAGGAUGCUGUCCUGAUGGUUUUUGUGGUAGCAAUUGUUCAACCCCUUGUAUAUAUCCUUAUUACGGUGAGCAGUGCAAGUACCAGUGUAACUGUACUGAGGAGUUAUGCGAUCAUAUUACAGGAUGUACAGGACAUCAUGAAUUGUUCACGGUGCCGGGAGAUUUAGAUGAAAAUGUUAACAUAACUAAGAAAACAAUCAUGGAGAAACAUAAAACAGAGUUUGUGAUCGGGAUCUGCAUCUCAGUUGUAUUCGUUGUCGUCUGUGUUUCUAUCAUAAUUAAACUUCGCAGAACAAAGAAAAGGAAAGAAGGUACACCUCAAACUUUAUCAUCAUAUAUGGAGUGUCCAACGCACAACAUGGGGUCUGGUCAUAGUUAUGAAAGUUUGUUUGUCAACAGAAGAAACAAUCCAGAUGCAUACGAAAAUACCCGCUACAGUAACUCCUUCUAAUUCACCAUGUACAAAUCGAUUAAUUUUAAAUACAACUCUUGUUUACUUUUAAACUCUUUAGUACUGCAAAAGAGGUUAUUUAUCUUAUUUUUGGGAGUGAAAUUAAACUAUAAGCAGGAAGGUAAAACAGUGUUUGGACCUAAGCUCAAAUCAUCAUCGAUGAAAGAACUUGGUUUUAUCUUGAAGAUAAACACUAAAUUCGAUGUAGAUGUAAUGUACAGUAGCAUUAUUUUUCAAGGAAACUUAUAAAUACCUUGUGAACAAUCAGCUUUCAAAUGAUACGAACGAUUUAGAUAUUUUUUGCAGUUGUAUGUAUUCCUAGGCCAUAGUUCUAUGAGACUUGUUCACUGUCAGUGAUUACCAAAGCGCAAUUUCUACAGCGGUUGUGUUUGGAAUUAAGGGCAGACUAUCCAAUCUAAAGAAAGAACCAGUACUGAUGCAGACAAGUCCUAUUGUUUUUGUAUUUUUUUUUGAUAAAAAAAUUUCUUUGAUGCAAUUUUCUAGAAGUUGUUCGAUUACUGAUUUAACGUUGAGUUUCAUGGAGUUAAUUAUAUUUAUUAAUUUUAAACAACAUCAUUCAUAUGAGGUUUUUCGUCUUCUGCUUGGAAUUCUUGUCUGAAAAGCACGAGAAUUCAUAAAAGAUUAAAAAAUUUCGUAAUUAUUGAAAUACAGCAAAGAUGCCAUGCAAAAUUACAAUCGUUGAUUUUGAAAUGAAUAAUAAUAAAUAAAUCAACUCCCGUCAUUACUAUAGUACUUUAAUUCACUAAUGUCAGAUAAUAAUGCCGUUGCCAAGCCUUCAUUUUGCUAUCUUUCUAGUUGCAUUUUGUAACAUUCUAAAAACUAAUUACAAAAGCAAUACUGUAUUAUUCAAAGAUAUGACAUUCUGAUGCAUUUCCUGGAUUUUUGGUCUUUUUAUUGUCAUUUGUUUAAGUCGGCUCUUUUCGAGGAAAUUAAACAUAUGUUUAUAAAUACUAGGAUAACAUGCAUUGAUUUGACUUAUUUUAAUCAAUUUAUUAAUUAAUAUUUUAAUUUUGAUAUAGUUUUAUAAAAAAAACGUGGAAAUGAAUCAAUCUUUAAUUUUAAAAUAAUUAUAAUAUGUGAAUUUAGAAUUUACAGUACCGAUCAGACCCAACCUAACAGAAAGUAAACAACAACUAACCCUGGGUUUACUAGAGUGGACCCAGGGUAAACCCAGAGUAAACCCAGAGUGGACACAGAGAGUAAACCCAGUUAUAAGUAUACCCCUUAAAAACAGACGCUUACUGUGUAUUCGGAAUAUAGAAGGGGCAGAAAUUACAGGCAGUAGGAUGGUAAGAUAAAAGACGGGUCUGCUUCACACUUCAGUGCGUACUGUUGACCUUAAAUGCAAUAUCCAAGUAAACCCAAAGUAAACCCCGAGUAAACCCAAAGUAAACCCGAGUGGACCCAAAUUUUCAAAAAGUAAACC